AUGGUGGAAUCGCACCGCCCGCCGCCGCCUCGGUGUGUGCGUGCGCCGGAGCAUCGGGCUAAGCCCACUUCAGCCUCCGCGCCCGCCUCCCUAUCCGGUAGUGGCACUGCGAUGCACCUGCGACGUCGCCGACACAAGACAGUCCACUUUGGGGAGAACCUCCUCAUGCAAGUUUGCGCCGAUCGGGCGCAUUUAGCCGCACUCGGGGCCAGAAUACCCGAUAUAUCCUUUUGCCACAAAUCGCACACGGGCCUCGAUAAAGGAGAUGCACGCUUUUGUUGUGUAGCACACCACUGUUGUUUAGCUUCAGGUGCACUUGUAGCAUUGACCUCGAAUGGACGUCCCAAGCCCCGCCGAGACCGUAGCGGAGACUCGCAUUCCAGUGGCGGAGAAACCGGUGAUAAAGGAGAGGGCGAUAACGACUCGGCUCCGAGAGGAGCGAAACGAAAGGGAAGGCAUCACCAUCAUCACCGCCACCACCAUCAUCACAAAAUACACACCUGCCCCUACCACGAUACCGCUCCUCCACCAGAAGAUGAGCCUGAAGAGAAGGUGACAGUACCACAAAAAACUGUUUCACCGUACUUAUACAUACCUAGUAAAUUAGAACCAAAUGUGCAACAGUUAUUUAGUUUUAUUGAAGGCGUGUUGAGUGCUUGGGCCGCUGAGGAAGGUCUCACUAGCACCGGGGAAUAUUCUGAGCCCGAUGAACGCAUAGUUCGCCGCAGAAAACUCAAUAAAUAUAAAAAACGCACAGACGUCCUGAAUAUUCGACGCAUUGUGUAUGAAGUUUCUAUUCUCCAAGGUGCUAAGUUGCUUGGUAACGUCCGGUUUCGGCAUUAUCAUUGGAAGGGGACGGCACAAACUUGCAAUGAAGCCUUUUUAACUAAGAUAUCCGACGAUGAUCGCAUGUCAUUGACGACGGCUGUGUCUGAUGAAGAGGAUCCUGGUGAGAGCGCAAUGAAUUCACCGUACAAGGGAAAACAAACUGGUGCUGCAGCUGCCUCUUUCAAUUGCACUGGUGCUGUGAGAAAAGCUGGAUUUUUGAGCGUCAAAAAGUGGCUGUUACGGAAGAAACAUCAAAUCGAGCUGGCCCGGAAACGAGGCUGGAAAGGAUAUUGGGUCUGCCUCAAAGGCACCACUUUGCUAUUCUACCCCUGCGAUUCACGCGAGGGGCGAUCCGUGGAAGCUGCCCCUAAACACCUUAUAAUCGUCGACGGAGCAAUUAUGCAACCCAUACCAGAGCAUCCAAAACGCGAUUACAUAUUCUGCUUGAGCACUGCAUUCGGUGACGCAUAUCUAUUCCAAGCUCCGUGCCAGGUGGAGCUCGAAAACUGGGUGAAUAGCAUACAUAGUGCAUGCGCUGCGGCGUUCGCUCGCCACCGAGGCAAGACCGGCACGCUUCAUCUACUUCAAGAGGAAAUUUACCGCCUCGAAAAAGCCAUAGAAUCGGAUCACAAAUUGAAACACAUGGCAGAUCUACAACAGUCGGUGGUAUCUGACCCGGAAACAAGAGCUCAGUUGGCAGUGCAAAUGCUACAAUGGGAGGAAAAUCUUGAACGACUGCAUUGCGAACAAUUCCGACUUAGAUGUUAUAUGGCCAGUCUGCAAAGUGGCGAGCUUCCAAACCCUAAGUCUCUGCUUACACACGUUUCCCGGGGCACAAAGAGCACAUUGAACAAAUUGGGUGUGUUCACCGUGUCGUCCUUCCAUGCGUUUAUCUGCGCCCGUUCCCCAUCUUUGCUCAACAAUUUGCUCGCGGGCAGAGGGGCUACUAAGCGAAGGGCGCCUAAUCUGUCAAGAUCUAAUUCGGGCUCCAGCCGGCGGUCUAUGCAGAUGUCCCGUGAAGAGGGUGAGGCUGCAGUACGGGUGUCAUUACCUGAAGGAACUACCGCAACCGUUGGUGUUCGUGAAGGAAUGACAGUUGAGGAGUUCCUUGCCUCUGCUUGUGUGCGCCGUUCUCUUAACGCGCUGGAACACUUUGUGAGGGUUAAGAAACGACGUGAUAUGGAGGACCAUAACUACUUUGUGCCACAUCGUUCUGAUCUUAUUGAGACUUAUUUGCACACACACGAGGUAGUGGAAGUUUGCGCGAAGAUCUUAUACCAAGUAGAACUGCAACGCACAACUUUGGAGCAAAUGUGGGGCUUCAGCGUAGAGGCCGAGCUCAUUGAGAACGCCGAGAGACAAGACGAGCUUUGUUGUUACGUCAGUCGCGUUGAAGACAAGAGCGUCGCUAUGCAAAAUGGUAUCAUAAAAGGUGAUGAGAUAAUGGUGAUCAACGGUGCAAUAGUCUCCGACCUAGAUAUGAUGUACCUCGAGAGCGUGUUGCAAGAGGAGCUUUCUCUAGUUAUGAUGAUGAGGUCAUCCCGCACGGAGCCGCCAGAGCUAACCGGUGCGAUGCGCGCGGCCACCGACGAUAUAAUCGAUUCGCUGGUAUGUCCGCCGCCGCCCACCGAUCCACCCGUCAUCUCCGAUGACAUGAUAUCUGGGCUCAUCGUGCCCGCGCCUGCUUGGAGCAAGGAACUGUACAGUCCUGAAACAGACGGGCAUACGGACGCGGCAUCGGGACCACCCAAAGUUAGUUCUCGAACUAACUCAUUUGAGAUUGAAAAUCUACUCAAGAGCGCGGAGCAGGUGACUGGGUGGUGCCGGUCCCCGGGUGACACGCGUCGCGCGAGCCCCACGGGAAGCCUUGCGAGCGCUGCGGUUACUCCCUCAAGGCACCUGUCUGACGCUGACAAGCUGAGGAAAGUACUCUUGGAACUGGUGGACACGGAACGCGCGUAUGUCAAGCACCUUAAUAAUUUACUGGAGAAUUACUUGGAACCGCUGAAGAGGGAAACUUUUUUAUCGAACGCGGAAAUCAACGCUCUGUUCGGAAACAUUCAGGAGAUUGUAACUUUCCAAAGACAGUUCCUGCAAAACUUAGAAGAAGCGCUGGAAGCUGAACCUAACUUCCACCAUUUAGAAUUGUCUAAUCAGUUCAAGAAUGUUCUAUUCGCUGUUGGAAAUGCAUUCCUUUAUUACGUAAAUCACUUCAAAUUAUAUAGCUCAUUCUGCGCUAGUCACAGCAAAGCUCAGAAAGUCUUACAUCCGAAUGAAGGCAACCAAGCGUUGCAAGAGUUCCUUGCGGCUCGCAAUCCGAAGCAACAGCACUCAUCCACUUUAGAAUCGUAUUUAAUUAAACCGAUUCAGCGAAUACUGAAAUAUCCGCUAUUACUUCAACAACUCCGAAAUUUGACUGAUGUCAAUUCUGAAGAGCAUCUUCAUUUAGUUGAGGCUUUAAAGGGUAUGGAAAAGGUUGCUGAACAUAUAAAUGAAAUGCAACGAAUACACGAGGAAUAUGGUGCUAUCUUUGAUCACUUAUUUAGGCAACACCAAAAGUCAUGCAAGCAACCAAUAGACUUAAGUCCAGGUGAUUUGCUAUAUUACGGAGGCGUAGAGUGGUUAAAUAUAUCAGACUUCCUAGGAAAAAUUAAAAAGGGACUAGAAUUACACGCAAUGUGUUUUGUAUUUAAAUCAGCCGUUGUCUUCCUUUGCAAAGAAAGACUGAGACAAAAAAAGAAGUUGAUGGGCGUUUCGUCAAAGAAUAAUUCCAAUGAAGUAGAGAUAAUUAGGUAUCAAGUGUUAAUACCAGUUACUGAGGUACAAGUUCGUGCUUCUUCAGCUAAAGAUAUGGACAGUCACUUCUUGUGGGAGCUCAUACAUUUGCGAAGCCAGCUUCAGCGUCGCUCGGAAAAAGUAUAUGUGCUGUCUAACAGUACGGCUGACUUCCGCAAUGCCUUCCUCAAGACAAUUCGUCAAAUAAUACGUGAGUCGGUUCGCAAUAUGUCGCUACCGACCACUCGGCCCGCGCCCACACCACCGCGAGCGCCGCACACGCUCGACAGACCUAAGCAACAGGUUCAAGUAAUGCAAGGAUCGCAAACCUUAGGGAAAACAAAGAAACCGAAAACAUCUGGACAGAGAUUAUCUGCUGGUAACAUAGAGGUCGGUAAUCUGUCACGAGAUAAUUCUCAAGACGCCGAAGAUACUCCGCAAGAAGAAGAUCACUCGUUCAGACUUAGAAGCAAAACAGUCGGUGAGGCACCAGCGUGUGAGAGCAUAAAGCGCACUCCGCCGCCUCCGCCGCCCACAGACACGGAAAAGUCAGAGGGCGGGUCUAAGUCCGAAGGCGAAGACGAACCCCCAGCACCACCCGCCAAGAGAGGGUUAGGACGCACUCCCAACCACCUCACGCUCAGCACAACAUCGACCCUAAGCGCUGGAAGCACUGGUAGCCAAGCCCGCCUCAUUCAAUCGUCGCAUCAACCCACCCAAUAUCAACCCACUAUGGUCAAAGAGCUAGGUAAGCAAGAGUCACAAUCUUUAAAAUCUUCUCCCGAAAAGAAACCCUCAGGAUCCGAGAAGAAGAUUAAAGUCAUCCGCUCCGGCAGCGGAAGCAACAUUCACAGAGAGAGAUCUCCCAAUAGAUGCGAUCGCUCCCCCGAUAGGGACAAGGUCACCAAAGUCAUCAUUUGCAAGUCUCCCAACAAGUCCAACCUUAAGCAGUCCAAAUCCCUCCACCGUUCCCCUCGUGGUAGCUUCGACCAAUCGAAGUCCCCCACAAUCGACAAAUCCCGCUCACCGCAGCAGAGCUUCGACGGCUCCAAGUCCCCUCGCGGAAGCAUCAUGAAGUCCCGCGAAAACAGCAUAGAUAGAGCGAGAUCACCGAAACCGGCCCCAAAAAAGGGCAUCAUGCGAACACCUCAGGCCAGCUUCGACAGGUCUCCUUGCAAAUCGCCUAACGUGAGUCGGCGCUCUUCUAAAUCCAGCGGCGAGAAACUGGCCCGCCUCGGAACCAACUCCUUGGACAGGAUGACCCACUAUUCUCAAUUGGCGAAAGUGGAAGAUAAGGCAAUAAAGAUGGGGAUCGUCGUGUCCAAGUCCACUGAAUCAAUCGCUAAAGCGAUUGAGCGUCCCACUUGUGUCGAGUGUUAUUUAUCGGGGAAGAAGCAGAGUAAGACCUCUUAG
Pieris macdunnoughi is the source of this 5016-nucleotide messenger RNA. The record is from the annotation of a GenBank genome assembly. NCBI's taxonomy places the organism in Eukaryota, Metazoa, Arthropoda, Insecta, Lepidoptera, Pieridae.